AUGCAGAAAUAUGAAAAACUUGAGAAGAUCGGCGAAGGUACCUAUGGUACUGUUUUCAAAGCAAAAAACAAAGAAACCCAUGAAAUCGUAGCGCUUAAGCGUGUUAGGUUAGACGAUGACGAUGAAGGGGUACCAUCGUCCGCUUUGCGCGAAAUAUGUCUACUUAAAGAAUUGAAGCACAAGAAUAUAGUUCGGCUAUAUGACGUGCUGCACAGCGAAAAGAAACUGACCCUCGUGUUCGAACAUUGCGAUCAGGAUUUGAAGAAAUACUUCGACAGUUUGAAUGGCGAGAUAGAUUUAGAUGUUGUGAAGUCUUUUAUGUACCAGCUGCUGCGAGGAUUAGCUUUUUGUCACAGCCAUAACGUACUUCAUCGAGAUUUAAAACCGCAGAACUUACUGAUUAAUAAAAAUGGCGAGCUUAAGUUGGCAGAUUUUGGCUUGGCUCGGGCAUUCGGCAUCCCAGUGAAGUGUUAUUCAGCUGAAGUAGUGACCUUGUGGUACCGGCCACCUGAUGUUCUUUUUGGCGCUAAAUUGUAUACUACUAGCAUUGAUAUGUGGUCUGCUGGGUGUAUAUUUGCAGAACUAGCCAAUUCAGGCAGACCUCUAUUCCCAGGGUCUGAUGUCGAGGAUCAGUUAAAGAGGAUCUUUAAGCUACUCGGCACACCCAAUGAAGGCACAUGGCCUGGAGUCACUCAGCUGCCUGACUACAAGCCCCUCCCAGUGUACCAACCAAGUCUGGGCCUUGCACAGGUUGUGCCAAGACUGCCGGCGAGGGGCAGGGAUCUGCUAGCCCGACUUCUCACUUGCAACCCAGCAUUAAGAAUGCCUGCUGAUGAUGCAAUGGCACACGCUUACUUCCAUGACCUCAACCCAUCUGUCAAGAAUGACCGAUGUUAACAAUCAAUACAUCCAUACAAGUGUACCUCGGAACUGCUAUUUUGUGAUAAAAACAAAGAUGAGGUACAGGAGUGUUGUGAUGAUGAGACCUAAAGAGACUGCAAUGAUAAUAUAUUGCCGUGUUUAUAUAAGUAUGUGAACCUAGACGUUAACAGUUUCUUUGAGUUUUCUAGUCUCGCUCUGGGAUUAUGUGUAACUAAAAUUGUUUUGUAUAGAGGAGACAUUUGUAAGUCUUGUGUGUGGCUUGCUGACUUCACGUGGAAGGGAUAAAAAUAUCAGACAGUUUAGAUGAUAUAGUGAUAUCAGGUCAGGGGAUAGUGAUGUUUGUUAUACAAUAAUAUAAAGAUUAGAUUAUAAAUGAUGCAUUUAUUUGCAUUGUAAUGACUGAAAUGGAAAUUUCAAUUAAAUAAUAUUAGUAAAGAUAGUCUCAGUAACCCAGCUGGAAUAACAAUAAAUGUUUUCACAUUUAUAUUACUCUUAAUAGAAUUGUGAUAGAUGUCAUUUUACAGAGAAUUUUCAGCCACAUAUUAUUAGUUACCAUUUUAAUGAAAAAUAUUGUUUCAUUUACUUCACAUCUUACAUAUUUUGAAUCUGUAUAAUUUUAUUUUGACUUCUAAUUGUUGUCCUAUUCAAGUGAUUAUUGAUAUUAACAUGCGUCAAAAUACAGGGGGAUUUUUAAAAGGGGGAUUCAGGUAAUUAGCACAGAGAAAUUUUAUACCAAUUACUCACAUUUUAUGUAACCUAAUAAAAGAUUAUUUGUCAUUUUUUCACUUUGGCCCUUAUAAAGAGGUGUUGAAUUCCAUAUAAGUAUUAUUGGGUAGUCAUCUUUGCAUUGAUUACUUGUAUUUUUCAUUCUAAAUAUUGAUCAAAUAUCCUUAGUAGUUAAGAAGAGUCUUUUAAGACUGAUUUUCUGCAGCUACAGAAAUUAGGUAACUAUGUGCUUUUACAGCCAAACCCCAAAAAUCCAUUCUUUGUAAUUACUGACUCAUGCAUACACAUGUUCAAAGUAUAUAGUAUGUCGCGUACUUGAUUAACAAGCGAUACAUAUGGCCAUGGAGCGAUUUAACGAGCUUACAGAAAUGCCCGGUUCAUGCUUUCUACUGGGUAAAAAUAUAACAAAACUUGAUUGGUCAUUGAUCUCACAAUUUAUUAAAUACAUUUAAUAUUUGUGGAACAAUAAUAGGCCUAGAUUUAAUAUCCAAUAGAAAUGUUAACAUUGUUGUUUAAUUUAUUAUAUAGCUUAUAAUUAUCAUGUAAUAUAAUUUAUCGUUGUAUCAUAAGUUCGUAUUCGUCGUAAUGUUAAAUAAGCCAAUGUUUUAUAAAUACGUAAUAAACAUUGUAAGUCCGA
Manduca sexta (tobacco hornworm) is the source of this 2245-nucleotide messenger RNA. RefSeq names its product cyclin-dependent-like kinase 5. The transcript has 2 exons. Gene Ontology annotation, cellular component: nucleus; cytoplasm. Lineage: Eukaryota; Metazoa; Arthropoda; Insecta; Lepidoptera; Sphingidae. The record is from RefSeq and is a predicted model, not a curated record. Gene Ontology annotation, biological process: neuron apoptotic process; protein phosphorylation; synaptic vesicle transport. Gene Ontology annotation, molecular function: ATP binding; cyclin-dependent protein serine/threonine kinase activity. The coding region runs from base 1 to 897 and encodes 298 amino acids.